Tricharina praecox is the source of this 2826-nucleotide messenger RNA. RefSeq names its product pectate lyase superfamily protein-domain-containing protein. Gene Ontology annotation, molecular function: polygalacturonase activity. Lineage: Eukaryota; Fungi; Ascomycota; Pezizomycetes; Pezizales; Pyronemataceae. The record is from RefSeq and is a predicted model, not a curated record. Bases 69 to 2468 code for a protein of 799 amino acids. The transcript has 4 exons.
GGUCUCUUAACUCUUCACUGCCGCGUCAUAUUCAUCAUGGCGCCAAAGCAUCGUUUUGGCUUUGCGGUAUGACAACUCUCGCACUAUCACUUUUGGCUCUCUUGCCUCUAACGUCUUGUGUCUCGAUACCGCAAUAUGACCUCCAGCGCCGUUAUCCUGUCGUCGCCAUCAAUUCCAGCGUCACUGCUGUCGUCGAAGAUGCAGUAACGGCCGCUGCUUCCAGUUACUGGCUCGAGAACAUUGCCAAGCAGGGCAGAGCUGCCUUCAACGACAACCCCUCGAGUUACAAGGUGUUCCGUAACGUCAAGGACUAUGGAGCUACAGGUAACGGAGUGUCUGACGACACCGCCGCUAUCAAUGCCGCCAUCCAGGAGGGUAGCCGCUGUGGAAACGGGUGUGAUUCGUCCACUGUAACCCCGGCACUGGUCUACUUCCCCGCUGGCACGUACCGUGUCUCGGCACCGAUCGUGGCCAUGUACUACUCCCAGCUGGUCGGUGAUCCCAUCAACCGGCCCACCAUCAAGGGCUUGCCUGGAUUCAGCGGUAUGGCUCUGAUCGAUUCCGACCCGUACAACCCCGAUGGCAGCAACUGGUACACCAACCAGAACAACUUCUUCCGCUCCGUCCGCAACAUGAUCAUCGACACCACCGACAUGCCCGUGGGCGCUGGAACCGGAAUGCACUGGCAGGUGGCCCAGGCCUCGAGUUUGGUCAACCUCAAGUUCGUCAUGUCUCAGGCUGCCGGCAACUCGCACCAGGGUAUCUUCAUGGACAACGGCUCCGGCGGGUUCAUGAGCGAUUUGGAAUUCGUGGGCGGAAAAUACGGUGCUUUCUUCGGAAACCAGCAGUUUAUGACUCGCAACCUGGUGUUCAAGAACUGUCAGACCGCCAUCUACGUCAACUGGGACUGGCAGUGGACCUUCAAGUCGAUCGAUAUCUCCAACUGCGGCGUCGGUAUCGACUUCUCCGGUCUCGAUAACAACGGGGCCCAGAACGUCGGCAGUAUCAUCGUCAUGGAUUCCAAGAUCACAAACACCCCCAUCGGUAUCAAGACCAGCCGAACCGGUACCUCUCAGCCCACUAGUGGUGGAUCGUGCGUGUUGGAUAAUGUCUUCCUGUCUGGUGUCACCCAGGCAGUUGCUUCUGCCAGCGGCGCCACCAUUCUCGCCGGAGGAACUUUCACCAUCGAUCUCUGGGGGCAGGGCAGAACCUACAACACCGAUGGCUCGGUCCAGACCAUCCAGAACAACAUGGCUCGCUCGUUUGCUAAGCCCACUGCUCUCCUCGACGCAUCCGGCAAGAUCUUUGAGCGCUCCCGACCCCUGUACCAGGACGUUGCUGCCUCGAACUUCAUCUCUGCCCGCUCCCAAGGCGCCAAGGGUGACGGCACUACCGACGACACAGCGGCGAUUCAGAAGCUCUUCGCCACCUAUGGUGGUGACCUUAGCAAGGUGAUCUACUUCGAUCACGGUGUCUACCUGGUUUCGGACACCAUCCAGAUCCCCGUCAACACUCGCAUCGUCGGUGAGGUCUGGUCCGUCAUCAUGGCAGCCGGCUCCGGCUUCCAGGACCGCAACAACCCCAAGGCCGUGUGGAGAGUCGGUAACCCCGGUGAUAAGGGAACCGUCGAGAUGCAGGAGCUGCUCUUCCAGACCCGUGGUCCCCAGCCCGGUGCUAUCCUCAUGCAGUGGCACUCGCGCGACCCCGAUGGUCAGCAAGGAGUGAACGCCCUGUGGGAUGUGCACUUCCGUGUUGCCGGAUCCCGCGGAACCCAGCUCGAGGUGGCCCAGUGCCUCAAGAACCCGACCGCCACCGUCGGCACCCCGAAUGCAUCGUGCGAGGUCGCCUUCAUGCUGCUGCACAUCGCCAAGACGGCCAGCGUCUACAUCGAGAACUGCUGGGCCUGGACCAGUGACCACGCUCUCGACCGGCCCUUCGACCAGAUCACCGUUUACAACGGCCGUGGCAUCCUCGCCGAGUCGGAGAACGGCCCCGUCUGGAUGUAUGCCGCCGCCGCCGAGCACAACACGCUGUACCAGUACCAGCUGCAGAACACGCAGAACGUGUUCAUGGCAAUGAUCCAGUCUGAGACUCCGUACUUCCAGUCCAACCCCGGCGCGCAGGUUCCGUUCCCGACCUUGAGCGCUUGGGGCGACCCAAGCUACGCGUCGUGCACGACCGCGAGCUGCCGCAAGUCGUGGGCUCUCCGCAUCCUCAACUCGCGCAAGACCCUGAUCUACGGCGCUGGACUUUACAGUUUCUUUGAGAACUACUCGCAAGACUGCAUCAAGACGCGCACCUGCCAGGACUCGAUCGUCGAGAUCCGCAACAGCCCCGACGUGACCAUCUUCAACCUCAACACGAUAGCAUCGAAGAGCAUGGUGGAUUACAACGGGCAGAAAAUCAUCAAUGCCGACGACAACCUCAACACCUUCUGCCAGACCGUCAUGGAGAUCAGCACUUCGUAGAAUGGGGUGGGCUGUCCUCCGUGCGGAAAGCCGAGGUGUGAGCCGUGUAGGCCGAGGAGGGUGAGGAGGUGGGGAAGGUUGAGAUGGCGGAGAGGGUAGCGAUGGCAGAGAUGGUAGCGAUGUGUGUAUGAUUGUGAUUUGAUUUUUGGUUUUGGUUUUGGUUACGGUUACGGUUGCUGCGUGCCUUUCUUUGGAUAUGUUUGUAUGUACAAGUGGACUGUCUUGGACAUGUCGGAGAGUUCUGCUCCUCUCUGUCUCUGUCUCUCUCUCACUCGUUUCUCUCGUGAUAUCCCCCAAAGCUUGGACGUUGCACGGAUCGUCGGGACUCGGCAUCUACCUAUUACGUUACAUACGGUCG